CGCGGGAAUCUGAAGGAGGCGUGGUCACGCGAUGACGUCGCAUGUCCUGCCGGACUCGUGUUCUUCAGCCCGUAGAGUCGGAGAAGUCCCGAAAAAGAGGUACCGUACAGGUCCAUUCAUUGAACGGUGAUUUUGGUAUGAUUGUGAGAGAAACGGAACUCAGCAAAAAUGUCUAAAAUUGAAAAGAUGAGCAUCCUUGGUGUGCGUAGCUUUGGGGUAGAAGAUAAGGAUAAGCAAGUUAUUACUUUCUUCACGCCACUAACCAUUUUAGUGGGACCAAACGGGGCUGGAAAAACAACUAUUAUUGAGUGCCUAAAGUAUAUCACUACGGCAGAUUUUCCACCAGGAUCAAAAGGAAAUACAUUUGUACAUGAUCCCAAGGUUGCUCACGAAACGGAUGUUAGAGCCCAGAUUCGACUGCAGCUCAGAGACGUUAAUGGAGAACUUGUGGCAGUUCAGCGUUCCAUGGUGUGCACUCAAAAAGGAAAAAAAACGGAAUUUAAAACGUUGGAGGGUGUUAUUACCAGAAUAAAGCAUGGGGAGAAGGUCAGCCUGAGUACCAAAUGUGCAGAAGUGGACAAGGAAAUGAUCAGUGCGUUAGGAGUCUCCACCGCCGUUCUCAACAAUGUGAUUUUCUGCCACCAGGAGGAGUCAAACUGGCCUUUAAGCGAAGGGAGACAGCUGAAAACAAAAUUUGAUGAAAUAUUUUCAGCUACAAGGUACAUUAAAGCUUUGGACACUUUAAGACAAGUGCGUCAUAAACAAGCUCAACAAGUGAGGGAAUAUCAGACUGCACUAAAAUAUCUGAAACAAAACAAAGAGAAGUCGCUGGAAAUUAAAGACAAUCUCCGGAGUAAAGAAGCCCAGAUGGCAGCGUCCAGGGAAAAUGUGAAGUCCAUUGAAAAUCAGCUGGAGCCCCUCAAGAGUCGACUGAGUGACAUUCAGAGGAAUCUUUCAAAAGUAAUGAAGCUUGACAAUGAAAUUAAAGCUCUUGAGAGCCGGAAGAAGACCAUGGAAAAAGAUAACCAAGAUCUAGAAGAGAAAAUAGAAAAGGUCUUCCAAGGCACAGAUGACGAACUGAAUGAGAUGUAUCAAAAUCACCAGAGAACUGUGAGAGAAAAAGAGAGGCGUUUGCAGGAUCACCAACGCGAAAUAGAAAAAGCAAACAAAGAGUUACAGAGACUGAACAGGGAGAAAGGCGAACUGCUGAUUCAGCAAGGACGUCUACAGGUGGAGGCAGAUCAGCACCAGCAGCACAUCAAGACACGAGACGCACUUAUCAAGACUUUGGCAGCGCAGCUGGAGCUGGAUGGUUUUGAGCGUACCCCAUUUAAUCAAAGACAGACUAGUAGCUUUCAGAAGCUGGUGAAAGAAAGACUAGAAAAAGAUGAGGCCCACACAAACCAGAUCAUGAGAGAAUUCACAGAGAGAGAAGCAAUGAAGCAAAAGCAAAUCGAUGAAAUAAGAGACAAGAAGACUGGACUAGAACGCACUAUUGAGUUAAAAUCUGACACUCUAAACAAGAAACAAACAGAUCUUAGGAGCAUAAAAUCAGAGCUUCAGAGCCUGGAGGGAUCUUCUGAUAGGCUGCAGGAGCUAGAUGAGGAGCUUUUGAAGACGGAACGUGAGCUGGAGAACACGGAGAAGUGCUGCAAUAUAGAUGCCUUGAAAGGUGAAGUAACUGAACUCCAGAACCAGAAGUCUGACUUGGACAGAAGAUUAAGGAAAUUGGAUCAAGAGAUGGAACAGCUUAAUACGCACACAAUGACAAGAACUCAGAUGGACAUGUUGAAAAAGGAUAAAGCUGACAAAGAUGAACAAAUAAGAAAAAUAAAAUCCAGGCACAACGAUGAUUUGACUUCUUUGCUGGGACAUUUCCCAAAUAAAAAACAACUUGAAGACUGGAUUUAUGCGAAGAUAAAAGAUAUUAAUCAGACUCGAGACAAGAUAGGCAAGUUAAACAAGGAAUUAGUCUCGGCAGAACAAAACAAAAACCAUAUGAGCAGUGAGCUUCGGAAAAAGGAAGAACAGGCGUCUGCGUAUGAAGAAAAGGUUUUUGAUGUAUGCGGUAGCCAGGACUUUGACAGUGAUCUCACACGCCUCCAGGAAGAUAUUGAAAAGACCUCUAAACAGCGAGCAAUGCUUGCAGGAGCUACGGCUGUUUACACGCAGUUCAUCACCCAAUUGACUGAGGAUAACCAGCCAUGUUGCCCAGUUUGCCAGAGGAUCUUCCCGUCCGAAGCAGAACUGCAGGAUGUGAUUAAUGAUAUGCAGUCCAAGCUCCGUCUUGUUCCAGACAAACUAAAGUCCACUGAAACUGAAUUAAAGAAAAGAGAGAGGAGGAGAGAUGAAAUGAUGGAGUUGAAACCAAGGAGGCAAAUGUUGAUUGAACUUCAAGAGAAGGAGAUCCCAGAGCUAAGAAACAAACUGGUGGCAAUAAACAGGGAGAUACAGAGAUUAAAGGGUGAUGUGGAGGAGCAGGAAACCCUUCUGGCGAUGCUCAUGUCUGAAGAGGAAACUGCCAAAGCCUGUUUGCAGGAUAUUUCCCUUAUGGAAAGGUACCAGAUGGAAUUGCGAGAUGUAGAAAGGAAGAUAGCACAAUAUGUCACUAAACUGCAAGGGGUCGAUCUAAGCCGCACUGUUCAGCAGGUUAACCAGGAGAAGCAAGAGAAGCAGCACAGUCUUGAUAACGUUUCUGGUAAAAUUGAGCUAAUACGGAAAAAGAUACAAGACCAGCAAGAGCAAGUCCAACACCUUAAGAGUACAGUCAAUGAGCUGAGAGCAGAAAAGCUUCACAUUUCAAGUAACCUCCAGCGCCGACAGCAACUUGAGGAUCAGAAUAUAGAGCUCUCUUCUGAACUUCAGUGCCUCUCUAGGGAGAUUAAGGAAGCCAAAGAGCAGGUUUACCCACUGGAAAACACUUUAGAAAAGCUUCAGCACGAAAAGCAUGAGCUUUUGGAAAGAAAAGACUCAAGCUUCAGAGCAGCACAAGAAAAGCUAAAUGAUAUCAAAGAAAAAGUAAAGAAAAUAAACCUGUAUGUGAGAGAUAUAGAAAAAUAUAUUCAAGAUGGAAGAGAAGAAUUCAAGGAGCAAAAAGAAGCAGAACUUCAAGAAUUAAGUUGUCGAGUAAAUGAGUGUGAAAAGCAGAAGGAAAAAACAAACAAAGAUAUGAUCUCAAUUAGACAAGAUAUUGACACUCAGAAAAUUCAGGAGCGGUGUCUUCAGGACAACUUAACUUUAAGGAAACGAAUGGAAGAACUUAAACGGGUUGAGCAGGAAAGAGAACAACUUCUGAGGGAAAUGGGGCAGAUGGAUGUUAUGCAGAUGAAAAGUAAGCAUGAAGAGUUGGAAGACAAAAUAGAAAGUCUGAAGACAAACCACAGUCUGGCACUUGGAAGACAGAAGGGAUUUGAAGAUGAAAUAAUGCGUUUUAAGAAAGAGUUGCGGGAGCCUCAAUACAAGGAUGCUGAGGAAAAAUACAGGGAGAUGAUGAUCGUUAUGAGAACAACUGAACUUGCAAACAAAGACUUAGACAUCUAUUACAAGACAUUGGACCAAGCAAUAAUGAAAUUUCAUAGCAUGAAAAUGGAAGAAAUCAACAAGAUAAUUCGUGAUCUUUGGCGCAGUACUUACAGAGGCCAAGAUAUAGAGUACAUUGAAAUUCGAUCGGAUGCAGAUGAGACUGUGUCUGCUGCAGAUAAAAGGAGGACUUAUAACUAUAGAGUAGUGAUGAUAAAGGGAGACACCGCUCUGGAUAUGCGUGGACGUUGUAGUGCUGGGCAGAAGGUUCUUGCUUCCCUCAUCAUCCGUUUGGCAUUGGCAGAGACAUUUUGUUUGAACUGCGGCAUACUAGCCCUGGAUGAGCCUACUACUAAUUUGGAUCGAGAAAAUAUUGAGUCCCUCGCACAUGCCUUAGUAGAGAUUAUAAAAAGUCGUUCUAGGCAGCGUAAUUUCCAGCUGCUUGUGAUCACACAUGAUGAAGAUUUUGUGGAGCUCUUGGGGCGUUCAGAGUAUGUGGAGAAUUUUUAUCGGAUUAAAAAGAAUGCGGAGCAGUGUUCUGAGAUCAUGAAAUGCAGUGUCAGUUCUUUGGGAUCCUAUGUUCAUUAACCUGGUGUUUAACAGAUACUUAAUUGUAUACCCUGCAUAUGACUGGUUAUAUUACUUUAAAAAAAAAAACCCUCUACUAUUAACAAAAGCAUCUGAACAAAAUGUUGCAUAUGUUUGCUUUCUACAUUAAAUUUUGAAAUUCAAA
Messenger RNA from Spea bombifrons (plains spadefoot toad), 4252 nucleotides. It is a transcript of the gene RAD50, whose product is annotated as RAD50 double strand break repair protein. Bases 169 to 4107 code for a protein of 1312 amino acids. Gene Ontology annotation, cellular component: Mre11 complex; condensed nuclear chromosome; nucleus. Gene Ontology annotation, molecular function: ATP hydrolysis activity; G-quadruplex DNA binding; single-stranded telomeric DNA binding. The transcript has 26 exons. Gene Ontology annotation, biological process: chromosome organization involved in meiotic cell cycle; telomere maintenance via recombination; telomere maintenance via telomerase. Lineage: Eukaryota; Metazoa; Chordata; Amphibia; Anura; Pelobatidae. The record is from RefSeq and is a predicted model, not a curated record.